Mycena citricolor is the source of this 558-nucleotide messenger RNA. The record is from the annotation of a GenBank genome assembly. NCBI's taxonomy places the organism in Eukaryota, Fungi, Basidiomycota, Agaricomycetes, Agaricales, Mycenaceae.
AUGUCUCGUGUCAAGCUCCCUACUGUCAUCGAUGAUAUCGAUGUCGAGAAUGCGGACGUCGUCGUGACCGUGAACCCAUACGAGAAACGACUGGACAGCCUUCGCGGAUCGGGCUUACCCACGGCUUACGGCUACCGUCUGAAGCUCCUCCGGCCAGCACAUGUGACAACUCAGUGGUCACCUCAGUGCAAGGCUGACAUCGAAUCUACCAUUGUCCAAAACAUGCUUUUGGACCCGGCGACUAUGUUGCCUUUGGCACCGGAUAGAAGACUGCAGCCGGAAGAGACUUACUACUUGGCUGCCGGCUUCAAACUCAAGCUGAAGUCUUACGACAAGGCCCGGAACACGUAUAUCCUUCUGCCUGUAGUCGGACCACCAGGACGAAAUGCGCUGAUCCAGAUCAUGGGGGCAUUGAGCACGUCCAAUCGACAGCUGUUGCCCGAUCUCCAUCGAUAUGUAUAUCGCUUCCAGCAGCACGUCCAGGUGCCUGCCCGCCAGGAGGUCAGUGCUUCCUUUAUUCCGAGGGCGCACCUGGACAUUAUACCGCGAUCAUCCUAA